AUGGAUGCGCAGUAUCCCUUUGCCUCACGCGACGAUAUCUGGCGUGUCCUUGAUGAGCUGAAGGAGAUCCAGGUCGCUCAGUAUGAACAGGGCGAGCGAAUCGCACGACUGGAACGUCGUCGCGACGAUGAUGCGCGGUUGAAAAGCCUCUGGGGCCCCACAUCACCUUUUCCGACUUUGGUGGCGGGCACCGUCCCGGCAGGUAAGUGUCUUCGUCCUUCACGCAGCCCCGAUCACUCGACUCAUCGCCUUGCUGUAGACACCACCUUCAAUUCUCCUCCGGAUCCCUUCAAGGGCUUUGACGAUGGACAUCAUCACGGGCUGUCUACGUCUACUGUUGGUCUCGAGGGAGAAGAUGAGCCUCGACGUGGAGCCUCCCGGGCGAACAGUGUACGGUUUGACGAGAGCGCGAAUCAUGGAUACUACGGACAGGCGAACCGUUCCAGCACGGAUCUUCCCGUGAGGACAGGAAGUGGGAUGGGAAGUCACCCUCUCACCGAGAGAUCCCUAUCUCAUCGGUCCGAUGGCCGGAUGAGCUCGUCGGGAUUUUCGCAUCAGUCGGCCCGGACUAGUAGUCUGGGACUGGACAGUCGAGGAUUGUCAGCCUCUUCACUUGAAGUGUCUCCUAUGACUCCACCUCCUGAUUUGUUUUUGCUUGGACCGGUGCCUUCCAUCAUUCGCUGUUGGCUGACAACUAACUUCUCAAAUGAGUCGCUCCUUUAUGCGGCUGUGUGCUCAGGCUCUUACGUAUCUUCCCUGGGCUCAACCCUGAUUUCCAAGCUUGGACUUGAACAGUCCGUUAUGCACAAUGAAGAACGGCCUUACAUUAAGCUUUCUCUGUAUCUUACCGAAGCUAGGCUCCAACAGUCAUCCUCACGCCCAGCAAGCCCCCAGCCCGAGCCCCAGAUACCGUCUGUGAAGAUCAAAUUCCUGGUGCGCGAAACCGGUCCCGAAGACGAAUCGAUUCAGAUUGUCAUUGGGAGUGACGUGCUUCGCUCAUCUAAUGCCGAUAUCUCUUUUUCCGACGACAAGAUGUCCAUGGCGGACGAUGAUGGAAAUCGGGUUUACAUUCGACUCGUGCGUCCUGAGAAGGACUCUACUUUCAAGUACCUGUGUACUGGUCCCGACACCACGCACAAGAGCUCCCAGCUCUCGCAAACCAACGGGAAGUACUCUGUAGGGGCCAUUGGCCAUUCUACUUCAACUGCACACCAAUCAACCUCGGCGCCUGUAUCAGCCCGCGUGUCCAUCGGCUCGGCGGACGAACCCCAUAAGCUUCAUCUUCAAACCUUCAGUGAUUCCCCCAACAGUGUAUCGGCUUACUCCUCGUCGGCCACCGCUACAGAUCAACCGCAAACUACAAAUACUAAAGCUGAUGGGGCCGGUGUAUGGGGACCAUGGCGCCGUGAGUCAAAGCAAGACACUGCCGCCGCACUCAAAGCUACAACUGCACGAGCUCGCACGAUGAAAGUUCUUCGACCCUCCAGUCGCGUGACCUCUGCUUCGACUUCCACUCAUGCGACGUCCGAACACCAUGAAUUCCAAAACAGUCACCCAGAGAAUAUGCCGCCAGGGCAGUCUGCACGUCGAGCUUCUUCCGACGAGGUUCGGUCUGGAAAAACACCAGCGUCCAACCCCGUUGGAGGUGCAUCUGCAUUUGGAUGGCUCAAAUCGAAUUCAUCAGGUGCACGUCAGUCCUAG
Messenger RNA from Penicillium atrosanguineum, 1701 nucleotides. RefSeq lists its product as uncharacterized. The record is from RefSeq and is a predicted model, not a curated record. The transcript has a single exon. The coding region runs from base 1 to 1701 and encodes 566 amino acids. Lineage: Eukaryota; Fungi; Ascomycota; Eurotiomycetes; Eurotiales; Aspergillaceae.